GGAGGCCGGAAAGAGCUUCCGCUUCCGACAGAGUGAAUACAGGUUCUCGGCGAGAGGAUGGCGGCAGGCGGUAGCGAUCCGCGCUCUGGAGAUGUAGAGGAGGACGCAUCACAACUCAUCUUUCCCAAAGAGUUUGAAACAGCUGAGACGCUUCUGAAUUCGGAAGUUCAUAUGCUUCUUGAGCAUCGAAAGCAGCAGAAUGAGAGUGCAGAGGAUGAGCAGGAACUUUCAGAGGUCUUCAUGAAAACUUUAAAUUACACUGCCCGUUUCAGUCGUUUCAAAAACAGAGAGACCAUUGCCAGUGUCCGUAGCUUGCUGCUCCAGAAGAAGCUUCAUAAGUUUGAGUUGGCCUGUUUAGCCAACCUUUGUCCAGAGACUGCUGAGGAGUCCAAGGCUCUGAUCCCAAGCCUGGAGGGGCGGUUUGAAGAUGAGGAGCUACAGCAGAUUCUUGAUGACAUCCAGACCAAGCGCAGCUUUCAGUAUUAGUCUCCAGAUGUCACUGCUGCUGGGGAGCUACGUCACAUCCCCAGCACAGUGCCCCUCGCUCAGAGUCUGGGGCUGACUCGCACAGAAAUUCUGUUGCAUAAGACACUUGGCCUUCCUUUGGAUAGAACAACCCAGUGCUUUGUUAUGGUUUAGGUUGCUGUUUCAAGCUUGACUGUUGGCCAGUGAUGACCUGUACAACCUUGGCGAAGCCUUGCAGGAGCUGCUCAUGGCUGUGUGAGCUUGCCUCUGGGAAGGACGAGGUGGGGGGACGUGCAUAUAAGCAACACUACUGACUGCCUCAUAUCAUGGUCUUUGGCCCUUGUGUUAUUUUGAUUCCUAACAUGUCAUGUUUUAAUAGCAAUGUGUUCAUAGUUUUUUAAGCUCUUCUAGAACGUGUAAAACUAGUAUGGGAAACAGUCUUACCUAAAUGCAAAAGGAAGAAUUAAACCAGACCUGUAUCACUGUUUGAAAUUCUUAAAGAAAGGAUGUAGAGCCCAGGCAUCAUUGUGCGUAACCCCGGAGACAGGAAAGGGGUUUCUGAGAAAAGCAGCUCAUCUGUCACCCUGAGGAUAACUGCUGGGUAUUGUGGAGCACACAGCCUUUUGCUGGACAAGCACUGUGCCUUUUUCUUGGAUUCCUGUGGAACGUAUAUGUGGAGUAUGUGUUCUUAAAGCACUUACUUCGUCACUCCUGAAUUGAGACUCCCCUCCUAGGCCGGGUGUGAAGCAGGGAGCACUUUGUUGUGCCCUCACGUGGGGCCUCAGGUCCAGAUGUCUGGCCUCCUUCUCAGCAGCAGGCCUUCCAUGGUGGUUUGGAAGGAGGGAGCCUGCCACUUGCUGAGCCACUAGAGUGACAUCACUCAAUCCGAGACUGGUUGCAAGGAAAAUACUUUACUCUAAUAGCUGAAUAUUUGGCUCUCAAUUUUUAGAGGGGAAAUACGCCUGUUUUCUUCAGUUUGGGGAUUUUUCUUUGGCAUACUCAUUGAUGCCAAGUAAAUUCAUGAUCCAAGGAUAAGGAUGCAGAAAGAACAAAGUUGGCUUUAAAAAGUCAAGGCUGUUUUAUGUCAGCUUCUAAGGCAAAAAUAAAGUUUUCUUAUUUUUAUAAAUUAUUUUCAGUUUCUGAAAUGACAUGAUUUCUAAGUCACCAUUAUUUGAAGGAAAUGUCAGUUAUACCUCAAUUAAAGGAGUAUUUCCUUGAGGAAGUACUCUUCAUCCUUGGGCGACUUCACUUCUUUGAGACUCAUCAGCGUUCUCAAUUGUAAAAUGUGGAUAAUAAUAGAUACUGAAAGUUGAAUGAGAAAAUUAUUAAAAAGAGCCUGUUGGUAUCUGACAUACACUAUACCCCAGUACAUGUUAGCUGUUAUUAGCUUGCUUCAUAGAAAUUGGUGCAAGGAUUUGGUAGCCUACCCACUGGCACUGGUAUCAGACUAUGAAAACAAAGCAAACUGACUACUUUUUGAAGCCUGUGGAGUUACUCUUUGAAAGAGGCAGUUACAUGGUUGGCGCCAGGCAGUGGAACAGAAAACAGACCCAGAUACCAGACUCAAGCUGUCGUCCAGGCGUGUGUGCUGUGUGGCGGGAGCAGGACCUGCCGCCAUCACUACGGGGUUCCCACCUGAUUCUCUGAGGUGAGCCGCUGGAGAAUUUUACACUGUGUAAAGCACCUGGCGUAUAGUUAGGCGCUAAUAAAUGGCAGGUAGUAAGGCAACUAGAAGCAGAUUUAAAAAACAAUAGCUCAUAUCAGGAUGAUGGGUAAAAGCAACCUCAUGCUGUGUUACAGAUGCGCAGCCUGGUCUGUGCCUUCUGCUGGACCGGUUCUCUACAGUCCUGGACAGCAGCUCACUGUCCAGUGAGCAGGAGACCUUGCAAACUCUUGGGUCAUCUAUGAAACAUCACUAGACUUGCACUGUUGGCAAAAGCAGAAUUCAGACACAUUGAAAUAAAGAUGUCAUGUUGUCAAAGCCUCACCUCACUGGAAAACUAAAUGAACCAGAAAAGCUUUCCUGAAAAUUCUAGUCAUUUUGGUUUUAUAAAAAUCUAUUAAACUUGAGUCUUGAAAAACAGCACUACUGAAUGUGGCCUAAGCACAAGCUGCAUAAAAUGACUAUUUUUUUCUUAUAAAAUUGAAUUUUUUAUGCUUAUCUCUCAAACCCACACAAAGACUUGUGUAUGAAUAAUUACAGCAUUAUUCAUAAUAGCCCCAAACAGGAAACAAUCUGAAUGUCCACCAGGAGGUGGGUCGAUCAACAAAUCUGAUAUAGCCAUACAGUGGAAUACCAUUUAGCAAUAAAAGGAUGAACUGAAAUACCUGA
This is a messenger RNA of Odocoileus virginianus texanus, 2797 nucleotides long. RefSeq names its product RNA polymerase II subunit D (gene POLR2D). Gene Ontology annotation, molecular function: nucleotide binding; translation initiation factor binding. The record is from RefSeq and is a predicted model, not a curated record. Gene Ontology annotation, biological process: transcription initiation at RNA polymerase II promoter. Gene Ontology annotation, cellular component: RNA polymerase II, core complex. NCBI's taxonomy places the organism in Eukaryota, Metazoa, Chordata, Mammalia, Artiodactyla, Cervidae.